Messenger RNA from Candidozyma duobushaemuli, 639 nucleotides. RefSeq lists its product as uncharacterized. Gene Ontology annotation, cellular component: endoplasmic reticulum; COPII-coated ER to Golgi transport vesicle; endoplasmic reticulum-Golgi intermediate compartment. The transcript has a single exon. NCBI's taxonomy places the organism in Eukaryota, Fungi, Ascomycota, Pichiomycetes, Serinales, Metschnikowiaceae. The record is from RefSeq and is a predicted model, not a curated record. Gene Ontology annotation, biological process: intracellular protein transport; Golgi organization; endoplasmic reticulum to Golgi vesicle-mediated transport. Bases 1 to 639 code for a protein of 212 amino acids.
AUGUUGGCUCGUGUCGUUGCCCUCGUGGCAUUCAUCCAGUUGAUCGCUGCUUCAGCGUUGACUUUCAACCUUCCUGCUAAGGAGAAGGCGUGUUUUUACAUUUUCACCCUGCAGCCACGUACCCAGGUCAGCUACUACUUUGCAGUCCAGCUGGGCGGUGAUUUCGAUGUGGACUACAUGAUCAAGAGCCCUACUGGCAGAGUUGUCUACCAGGACACCAAGCAGAGACAGGGCAACUUUGUGUUUGACGCCGAGACCGUUGGUGAGUACGAGUUCUGCUUCCUGAACGAGAUGUCCACUUUUGCUGAAAAAGUGGUGGACUUUGAGAUCAAGCACGACAGCGCCAACCAGAAUCAGUACAAAGCGCUGAUGCCAGAGCCCAGCAAUCAAAAGCCCCAGAGGCACGUGGAGGGCAUGAAGAGGACCGCUGACGAGAUCGACAGACAGUUGGACGAGCUCAAGUACGCCUUGCAGUACUACAAGACGAGAAACAACAGAAACCAGGCCACCGUGCGCUCCACGGAAUCCAGAAUCUACUACUUCUCCAUCUUGGAGGUGCUUCUCAUGGUCGGAAUGGCCGUCUUGCAGAUCUCCAUCGUCCAGUACUUCUUCAAGGGCUCCAGAAAGCAGCUCGUGUAG